AAAUAUAAAUGUCAUUCAGUAGACAACGCAAAGAAAAAUUUCUGCAAAUCACUUAAAACAUAAAUUUGUUUGAAUUAAUUUGAAAAUCAACUUAAUUUUGUGUAAUCAUGCAUAAAAUUCAAUCUUUUCCUGAAUACCAAGUGCCCGGUGCACAACAUCAAGAUUUUUCUCCAUAUGAAUCAAACGGAGGAUCUAUUGUGGCAAUUGCCGGUGAGGACUACGUUGUGAUUGCGGCUGACACCCGUUUGAGUAGUGGUUACACAAUCCACACUAGAAAACAAAAUAAGCUUUUCCAACUAUCGGAAAAAACUGUGCUCGGUUCAACUGGUUGUUGGUGUGACACACUGGCCCUUACCAGUUUGGUGAAUGCACGGAUGCAAAUGUAUGAGCAUCUGCAUUUGAAGACAAUGUCAACAGAGGCAGUCGCACAGAUGUUAUCAAUUCUUAUGUAUAACCGACGGUUUUUCCCAUACUACGUUUCGAAUGUUUUGGCUGGUCUUGAUUCUGAAGGAAAAGGUGUUGUUUAUUCUUACGAUCCCAUUGGUCAUUGUGAACGUACCACAUAUCGUGCUGGUGGUUCUGCUGGUACUCUACUCCAGCCCGUUUUGGAUAAUCAAAUCGGUGGAAAAGAUAAAGAUGUGAAGAACAAGCCAAAAGUGCCAUUGGAAAAGGCCAAGGAAGUUGCUAAGGAUGCUUUCAUUUCAGCAGCAGAACGUGAUAUCUACACUGGAGAUUCAGUAAUCUUGAAAGUAAUUACAAAAGAUGGCAUCACGGAGGAAGAGGUGCAAUUGCGCAAGGAUUAAAUUGUAAACCUAAUUAUACUUAUUUUUCAAAAAAACCUUUUAAUAAAUAUCUGAUUUUGAUUAGAAAU
Ceratitis capitata (Mediterranean fruit fly) is the source of this 871-nucleotide messenger RNA. It is a transcript of the gene Prosbeta6, whose product is annotated as proteasome subunit beta type-1. Gene Ontology annotation, cellular component: proteasome core complex. The record is from RefSeq and is a predicted model, not a curated record. The transcript has 2 exons. NCBI's taxonomy places the organism in Eukaryota, Metazoa, Arthropoda, Insecta, Diptera, Tephritidae. Bases 108 to 803 code for a protein of 231 amino acids.